Athene cunicularia (burrowing owl) is the source of this 5151-nucleotide messenger RNA. It is a transcript of the gene PHF20L1, whose product is annotated as PHD finger protein 20 like 1. Gene Ontology annotation, cellular component: NSL complex. The transcript is spliced from 22 exons. Lineage: Eukaryota; Metazoa; Chordata; Aves; Strigiformes; Strigidae. The coding region runs from base 31 to 3411 and encodes 1126 amino acids. Gene Ontology annotation, biological process: regulation of transcription by RNA polymerase II. The record is from RefSeq and is a predicted model, not a curated record.
GCAGCUUGGCACCCUUGCUCUUCGGUAGGCAUGGAGCAGGCGCCAGCGGCCCCGACGGCAAGCCACUCUGCGCUUCGGGGCGAUGAAGGUAGUGAAAAAGAAGAUACCAAGAUGAGUAAAAAGCCUCCAAAUCGUCCUGGAAUCACAUUUGAGAUUGGUGCUCGUUUGGAGGCACUGGACUAUUUACAAAAAUGGUAUCCAUCUCGUAUUGAGAAGAUAGAUUAUGAAGAGGGGAAGAUGUUGGUCCAUUUUGAACGCUGGAGUCAUCGCUAUGAUGAAUGGAUUUACUGGGACAGCAAUAGGUUGCGACCCUUGGAGCGACCAGCAUUAAGGAAAGAAGGGCUUAAAGAUGAUGAAGAAUUUGUUGAUUUUAAACCUGGAGAAGAAGUCCUAGCUCGUUGGACAGACUGUCGAUACUACCCUGCAAAGAUUGAAGCAAUUAAUAAAGAGGGAACAUUCACAGUACAGUUUUAUGAUGGUGUUAUUCGAUGUCUUAAGAGGAUGCAUAUCAAAUCUAUGCCAGAGGAUGCAAAAGGGCAGGCGCGCGAGAGGGAGCAGAUAGCGCCGGAGCUGAGAUUAGUGACGGAAAUCGAACCAAAAGAAGACUGGAUAGCUUUGGUCAAAGCUGCUGCUGCAGCAGCAGCCAAGAACAAAGCAGGAAGUAAACCUAGAACCAGCGCAAACAGCAAUAAAGAUAAAGAGGACAGAAAAUGGCUAAAAGUUCCUUCAAAAAAGGAAGAAACAUCAACCUCUACAAUCAUGCAGGAAGUCCAAAAAAAGGAAGAGGAGCCUACAUCUAGUGACACAUUUGUAGGAUUUCCUGUAGUGGAUGUUCCAAAGAUGACCUUUGUGCAGGCAGAGAGCACAUUAUCACACAAGAGGAAAAGUAAUCUAGGCAACUCAUUUCAGGCAAAGAGAGCUCGUCUUAACAAGAUCACUGGUUUAUUGGCAUCCAAAGCUGUUGUUGCGGAUGGUGCUGAAAAAAAGGAAGGCAACAAAGAAACAGCUCCAGUCCUGGAGCAGGAGAUUUCACCUAAACCACAAAGUCAGAAAAAAAAUGAAGCUGAUAUUAGCAGUUCUGCCAACAUUCAGAAACCUGCACUGUUAUCCUCAACUUUGUCUUCAGGAAAGGCUCGCAGCAAGAAAUGCAAACAAGAAUCUGGAGAUUCUUCUGGGUGUAUAAAGCCCCCUAAAUCACCACUUUCCCCAGAAUUAAUACAAGUCGAGGAUUUGACGCUGGUCUCUCAGCUUCCUUCUUCUGUGAUAAAUAAAACUAGUCCAUCACAGCCAGUGAAUUCCCCUAGAUCCUACAAACAUAGCCAACGGAGAAGAAGAUCACAGCGUUUAGCCACUUGCUCCUUGCCUGAUGAUUCUGUAGAAAAAGUUUCUUCUCCCUCUUCAGUUACUGAUGGAAAAGUGUUCUCCAUCAGUGGUCAAAACCAACAGUCAUCAAAAUUGGAGGUACCUGAUGUUGCUCAUAUGUCACUUGAGAAGCGUGGACCAUGUCUCCCUCUUGAUUUAAGCCGUAGUUCGGAAGUUACAGCACCAUUAUCCACAGAAUCCACUUUCCGUAAUGAAUAUCCCAGUAAAGACAAGGAAGAUAUUCAGAUGAUUACAUAUCUUUCUUCCAAAGCAGUAACUGAUGGAAGAGUAGCUACAACAGCGUCAGCACCCUCGUCCCAUGUACAUGCCUUGCAUCUGGAAAUGCCUUUAACCAAUAGUCUAAAGUUACCCAAAGGGAAUAGUAAAAAAAAGAGGUCUUCCACAUCAGUGAGCUCUGAAGGGACAGAGAUACAGUGCUCUGUGCCUAUAAAGGAGAAAUGUUUUGAGAGUCUGAAGGAGAAAAUAUUAAAGAACGUGAUUGAGAAGGACAAGCAUUCAGAAGUUGGUGCAGUGCGAAUGGAAAGAAAAGGAAAACUGGAAGAGAAAAGUUCUUCAACAUAUGAUAGUACUGCUGUUUUAAAAUGUUUGAUUUCUAUUUCAGGUAAAAAGAAAGAAAAGGAAAAGGAGAAAAAGGAGAAGAAGGAGAAGGAUCAUAAGUCAAAACAGAAAAAGAAGAAGAAAAAAAAGAAGAAAUCUAAGCAGCAUGAUUAUUCGGAUUAUGAAGAUAGUUCUGUUGAAUUCCUGGACAGGUGCUCCUCUCCAUUAACACGGUCCUCAGGGAGCUCUCUAACUUUGCGCAGCAUGUUCUCAGAGAAGAAUACAUCAUACCAGUAUCCAAGAGCUAUCUUGUCUGUUGACCUUAGUGGAGAAAACCUUUCAGAUGUGGAGUUCUUAGAUGAUUCCUCUACAGAGAGUUUGUUACUUAGUGGUGAUGAAUACAAUCAGGACUUUGAUUCAACUAACUUUGAAGAGUCUCAGGAUGAAGAUGAUGCUCUCAAUGAAAUUGUUAGAUGCAUUUGUGAACUGGAUGAGGAAAAUGGCUUUAUGAUUCAGUGUGAAGAGUGCCUGUGUUGGCAGCACAGUGUAUGCAUGGGUCUGUUAGAGGACAGCAUUCCAGAGCAGUACAUCUGUUAUAUCUGCAGAGAUCCACCAGGUCAGAGGUGGAGUGCCAAAUAUCUUUAUGAUAAAGACUGGCUAAACAAUGGACACAUGUGUGGAUUAUCUUUUUUGAAAGAAAACUACUCUCACCUUAAUGCCAAAAAGAUUGUGUCAACACAUCACCUACUGGCGGAUGUCUAUGGUGUAACUGAAAUAUUGCAUGGACUACAGUUGAAGAUUGGGAUAUUAAAAAAUAAGCACCACCCAGACCUUCAUCUCUGGGCUUAUUCAGGGAUGCGAAAAGAACAAGAACAAAUAACUGUUGGGGUAGAGAAAAAAUUAGUGACUUUGCCGGAUUCUGUUAAUUCAACUGAAAGGACGUGUCGCAGUCAAAACCAUAAAGAGCAGCCCAGUAUACCCCAGAAGAUGGAAGAAACGUACAUCACAAGUGAGCACAGUUACCAAAAACCACAGAGUUUUGGUCAAGACUGCAAAGCAGUCACUGACCCUAUGAGCUCAGAUGAUGAAGAUACAAGUAGUUUUGAGGAAGACCAGGAAUUUCACAUAGAGAAUAAAAACUGUUUACAAUAUUCUUUUAAAGAUGAUGGCAUGAAUGAGCAGAAGAAUUCUGCUGAAGGAAACACUGUGUUUGUUUGUAAUGAAAGAAAAGGCUCAGAGGAACAAGUGGAUACACACCUUCAAUGGCAGCUAAAUCUCCUUACCCAUAUAGAGAAUGUACAGAAUGAAGUCACCAGCAGAAUGGACCUGAUUGAAAAAGAAGUUGAUGUUUUAGAAAGCUGGCUUGAUUUCACUGGAGAAUUGGAACCACCAGAUCCUCUGGCAAGAUUGCCUCAGCUCAAGCGACGUAUCAAACAGCUCUUAAUUGACAUGGGGAAAGUACAGCAAAUAGCAACACUUUGCUCUGUAUGACAAAAGGAAGAAUAAAGAAAUACAAAUAGGUUCCCUUACAGUGAAUUUUCUUACUAGCCACCAGACUGACAGGAAGACAGCAGAAAGCUGAGCAUUUAUCUGAUUCUUUGCUGAUUACAUUAUUAGCCUGAAGCUUUAGAGAGGAGAGGAAAUUUAGAGUGAGGAAUCUGUUACAUUGGAAAUCUGAAUAUUCAGUGUCCAAGUUUCAAAAUGUAAUAUAUUACAUACUGAGGAAUGUUGAUAUGAUUUUAACAUGAUAAACAAGAAAAUCCCUGCACACAAGAAAGUUGAACAAAAAAAUCUCUGAAGAACAAUGUUACUGUUUUGAGACUUUCAGAAAAAAAUUCUAAAUUUGCAGAAUUCAGCUGACUGAAAAAUCUUGGGAACUUCUUUUUUAAUGAAUUCCUCUUACCUUGCUAGUGAAAGAUAGACACAGAGAGAUCUGUAGCCUCUCUACAAGGAAAGUUUUUAGAUUAUUUCCUUCUCUCAUGAAUUUUCUGGAAAACGAACAUACUAGCUUUGAUUUUUUUUUUUUUUUUAAAGAAAUUACUUACUAUGGUCUCCUUUUUAAAAUAUUUUUUUAAAUAGAAAUCCUUAUUACAGCACUCUUAGGCUCCUUUAAAACAUAAGUGACAAAUAGUGGUCAGAUGUGCCAAAUAAUAUUAAAACCACUGGGAUGAGAGUUUGAUUAUGACUUACAUGAAGGUUUUUCCAAAGUCCUACUCGGUGCCAGCAAUCCAUCCAAAAUUGUGUCUAGUUUAUAUUUUUUUAUGUUAUACUGCAGUAUUCAGGAUUCAAGGUACAUUUUUGUCCUGGGUAACUCUGUUCUGGUCUUGGCCCUCUGAAACUUCACCAUCCUCAGCUGGGAUGAGGAAUGACAAGAGCAUCAAAACUGUCUGUGGCUGUGAAUAUACUAAACCACUAGAAUAAAUAUCAGAAGAUACAUUAUUCAAGAUGUUUUUAUAAAAUCUUUCAGCUUCAGUGAAUGAAAUGUCAUGAAACCAAAGGCAACCUACUUGCUCUUUUAGUUCUUGCUGGAUUUUGAGCCCAGGACUUUCUCUGUGCUUAUAAGUUGCCGCUGUACCCAGUGCUACAUGCAUAUUUGUAUGGGUAUGUAUAUGUGUAUAGAUACACAUGUACAUAUAUACAUACUAUAUACAUUUAUAUCUACACAUGUCUAGUUUUAUUACAAUAGACUAUAAGAACUGGUGGUUAACAUUAAAUGUUACCUUUUAACAAGCAGUUUCUAAAAUUGAAAAUAAUGUAUGUACAGGUUUUGAAAUUUGUAAAAUAUGACUGUUAAAAGGAGGCUAUUUAACUGAUGACAUUAAGAUACUUGAACAUUUUAUGCCUCACGUCUGUUUAUCAGUUCUAGUUAUCUGUAUAAAUGCAUUUUAGAACCGAUAGACAGUAAACUUGAAUUUACCUUUUGAUAAGAGUACAAGCCACUGUACAUUCAAAAAUUAUUUAAAUUUGCAAACAACACUGUUCUAUAUGUAAGGUACUGUAUGUAAAACUGUUUAUUAAAACUAUUCUGCAUACUCUACAUUUUCCACUUUUCUUCCUGAUCUUCAUACAAAUGUAAAAAAGAAGUGAUUGUUAUAAUGUACAGACUAUCAAAAAUUCUUGGAAUGCCUUUUGAGGAUGCAUAAAUUUGAAAAAUGUGCCAAAGAUGGAUUAUCUUGGAAAGACUUUGCAACCAGUGCAUUGAACUUUCACGAUAAAACCAUUAUUGAGAAA